UCACUUCAGUAGCCAACACAGACUAGAGCCUCUAACAAUUACAAACUGCCCAAAUAAUUAAUUUUAUAAUAUAAUUUUUUACACAUAUAUUUAAAUAAAAACAAAUAUAUUUUUAUAAAAAAAACUCGAGGAGUAUUCUAAAUAAACCAUAAAGUUGUCGAAAAAUAUUUAUUAGCUAAAAAGUGUCUUAUAGUAGUUUUUUAAAGCAGAUUUGAGAGUGACACAACUUAUAUUUUCCAUGUUAAAUGUUAAAUUUGUAAAUAUAUUUAAUUAAUAGAUUUAAUAGACGAAUAAAAUAAUUUAAAAAUUAAAAUGUCCGAAGAACUGAAAAUCGACCACCGAGCACGGAAGCGCAUCAAGGAAGUUAAAAAAAAAGCCAGGCCAGAACUGGCGGACAAGGCGGCUUGGACUCAGCACGAGUACGUCAAAAAAUUAGCAGAAUUUUGGAAAUUCGAGGACAAUGUUGACCGCAUCGAUGAGUCACAAGUUUCUUGUGAUGAAUUUAUUAAAUUAUACGAGAAACCUUACAAACCUGUGAUAAUACGAGGUGUUCAGACGGAAUGGAAGGCCCAGUACAAAUGGACUGUUGAGAGAUUAGCCAAAAAGUACCGUAACCAAAAAUUCAAAUGCGGAGAAGACAACGAGGGGUACAGCGUGAAAAUGAAGAUGAAGUACUACGUCCAGUACAUGCGGAACAACGAGGACGACUCGCCUCUGUAUAUUUUUGACAGCUCGUUCGGGGAACACCCGAGACGGAAAAAGCUCCUGGAAGACUACGUGAUACCCAAGUACUUCCGGGAUGACCUGUUCCAGUACGCGGGGGAGCACCGGCGCCCGCCGUACCGGUGGUUCGUGAUGGGCCCGGCGCGUUCCGGAACCGGGAUCCACAUCGAUCCCCUCGGAACAAGUGCCUGGAACGCCCUGAUAUCCGGACACAAGCGCUGGUGUCUCUUUCCGACACACACGCCAAGGGAACUUUUGAAAGUGACCGGCUCCGAGGGCGGCAAGCAGCGAGACGAAGCCAUAACCUGGUUCUCGGUGAUUUAUCCCCGGACUAAACUUCCAUCCUGGCCGCAAGACUGUCUGCCAAUUGAGAUCCUCCAGGGCCCCGGGGAUACCGUCUUUGUUCCUGGAGGCUGGUGGCACGUCGUACUUAACCUCGACGAGACGAUAGCCAUUACCCAGAACUUUUGCUCCCGCACCAACUUCCCCGUCGUCUGGCACAAAACUGUUCGCGGCCGCCCGAAAUUGUCUAGGAAGUGGCUCAAAGUUCUCGCGGAAAAAGAACCGGACUUGGCGGCUCUCGCGACUACUAUUGAUGUGGAAAAGGACACUGGCGUUGCCAGUGACUCCUCCAGUGGGUCUUCCAGCAGCUCUUCCUCCAGCAGCUCCUCCAGCCAGUCUGAAGAUAGCGAAGAAGACAGCGGACAGGAAUCUUUGUCCGCUCACAAGAAGAAGAAAAGAAGAAAAUUAAACAAUCAACCCUGACAAUGUCACGUACGUGAGGCCCUCAACAAGGUUCAACUGUACAGUAUUAAUCAUUCAUUAUUAUUGUUUGUACUGAGAAUAAAUAUUAUAAUAACUAUUGGAACAAUCUAUCUGUUCAUAAUAAAAUGAGAGCUAGAUAUUGCCAAAAUUUAAUUAAAACCUCGGUACAGCCUUCUGUUAAUUUUAUUUUAUUUAAUAUAAUAUAAUACAAUAUAUCUACUUAACAAUACUUAACCUUAAUAAUCCCAGUAUCUAAUUUAGGCGACGGUUCUUCAGUUUUAGUUUAAAAUCUAACCUUAAAUGACCUCUUGCAUUCCCACCAUUUGCGAUAAAAAAGUAAAAAAAAAAUCUAUACAUAAAUAAAUUAAAUGCAAACAAUACUGCAUUUAAAUCUCUUCAUUUGGUCAUUCAUUUAUCUAAUUAUUUAUUUUAUUGGUUGGUAAUAGCUACGUAGUGAUUAGGAAUAACUAUAGUACAAUAAAUUACUGCGACUAGUCAACUCGAGGACUGUAUAUCCAUAAAAAUUUUUUAAAUCAUCAAAAUGCAUGAAUUAAUUUUAUAAU
Messenger RNA from Cotesia glomerata, 2051 nucleotides. RefSeq names its product bifunctional arginine demethylase and lysyl-hydroxylase PSR (gene PSR). The transcript has 4 exons. Bases 313 to 1488 code for a protein of 391 amino acids. NCBI's taxonomy places the organism in Eukaryota, Metazoa, Arthropoda, Insecta, Hymenoptera, Braconidae. The record is from RefSeq and is a predicted model, not a curated record. Gene Ontology annotation, molecular function: histone H4R3 demethylase activity; P-TEFb complex binding. Gene Ontology annotation, biological process: phagocytosis. Gene Ontology annotation, cellular component: cytoplasm; nucleus.